AUGCAACAUUUUUGGGGCUUCUCAGGCCGCGUCUGCCCUGCUGGAACGGCCUCAGACAAGGGACCGAAAUGCCUUCCUGGCUUCUAUAGCAGUGUGACUGGCUUGACAGAUGUGUCCGAGUGCCUACCUUGCCCAGCUGGACACUACUGCGACUACGGAGAUGAUAACAGCGCUCCAAGCAAAGUCACUGGGAAGUGCCCUGAAGGGUUAAUGUCCCUCAACACCGGACUGUUUGGUGCUGGGCAUGCAUUGCGCACUAUUGAGGCCAAACCUGGUCAAGAUGCGCAAUGUGUAGUUUGUGACCCUGGAUUUCAGUGCACGGCCGGUCAGCGGCUAGCUUGCGACAGAGGAUUCUACUCCGAUGGAGACAGUGGCAAUCCAACAUGCAAACAGUGCCUAGCGGGUCACUACUGCUCGGAGGAAGGGACUUCACGAGAACAAAUGGAGAAGCAGCAGUGCCCAGCAGGCGCAUACUGCGCGGCCGGUGUCGCUUCUGUCCCCGUUCCCGCAAGCCACCCCUGCCCAGCAGGGAACUAUUGCCCCAAGGUCAGGGACGACGCCUUGAACUUUUGUGAAAUCGCUUCCACCAUGCUGCCAUUGUAG
Molecule: messenger RNA, 603 nt
Organism: Eimeria maxima
Lineage: Eukaryota; Apicomplexa; Conoidasida; Eucoccidiorida; Eimeriidae
Exons: 3
Coding region: 1-603 (200 amino acids)
Source: RefSeq, a predicted model, not a curated record